This is a messenger RNA of Planococcus citri (citrus mealybug), 2105 nucleotides long. RefSeq names its product mutagen-sensitive 301 (gene mus301). Gene Ontology annotation, molecular function: nucleic acid binding; ATP binding. The record is from RefSeq and is a predicted model, not a curated record. Bases 169 to 1998 code for a protein of 609 amino acids. The transcript has 12 exons. Lineage: Eukaryota; Metazoa; Arthropoda; Insecta; Hemiptera; Pseudococcidae.
GAAUUCAUUAUUCUAGUAGUCGAAUUUUGUAUCCAUCUCUUAUACUAAUCUUGAUUUAUUCACUUUUUUAGGAGUGGAUGCUGUUUUGUUUUUAUUCUACCCUCAAUGUGAUUCACAAUUUGACGAAGAAAAAGACGUAAUAAAUUGAUACUAUACACUACAGAGACGAUGGCUGAUUUUUUUAAUGAUACGUGGGAUAUUUCCAUGAGUGUAAUUCCUGAUUUCAAUAACGAUUCUAAAACUGGAAAUAGUUUUCUGCAGAAACAGUCAUCGCAUUGCUCAGCGGCGAGAGGAGAUAAUUCAUUUUUUGGUUUAUCUGAUAACGUUCGUGCCUUGAUUUUAAAAUACAAAGGAAUUGAAAAACUUUACGAAUGGCAAGAAAAGUGUUUGAAUUUGCCAGCAGUCAAGAAGAGACAAAACUUGGUGUAUAGUUUACCUACUAGUGGCGGUAAAACAUUGGUCGCUGAAAUUCUUAUGCUUAAAGAAUUGAUAUUGCAUAAAAACAAUGUGAUAUUUGUUCUUCCUUUCGUUGCUCUCGCACAAGAAAAGGUCCAUUCAUUAUCACCAUUCGCUUUGGAUUUGGAAUUUUAUGUAGAAGAAUACAUCGGAGGGAAGGGAGUUUAUCCUCCAAAAAAACAUAGAAAAAGAUCUGUCUAUGUUUGCACUACCGAAAAAGCUGCUGGAUUAAUCGAGAGCUUGUUGGAAACAAAUAGGUUGGAUGAAGUUGGUAUGUUGGUAAUAGAUGAGGUUCACUUGAUUGGUGAUGCCUCCAGAGGACCAGUUUUGGAAAUGAUGCUUAGCAAAUUGAUGUAUGUAUCAAAAAAUAUGCAUAUAAUUGCAAUGAGCGCCACAGUGGGAAAUUUGAAUGAAAUUUCUCGUUUUUUAAAUGCUCAAUUAUACAAUCACGAUUUUCGUCCCGUUGAGUUGAUCGAAUACAUGAAGUACGAAAACAAGGUUUUUCGAGUUGAACGAAAUUCCGAGAAAGGCUGCAAUAUUGUUCAAGAUCGCGUACUCGUCGAAAAUUAUACUCCCGAAAUGAAAAAAAUCGAUCCAGCUUUUCUCGGAUUAUUGGUUCAUGAAGUUAUUCCUGAUGAUUCUUGUUUAGUUUUUUGCUCCACGAAAAAACUAUGUAGCAGUUUUGCGAUAUUAAUAUGUCGAAUUUCUAUGAGACCUUUACGUGAAAUCAAAGUCCAAGAAAAAAAGGCGUUGCUUGAAACAAUGCAAGAAGAAAAUCAAGGAAACGUUGAUGAAAUUUUGAAAAAAACUAUACCUUAUGGAGUUGCAUUUCAUCAUUCAGGAUUGACAAAUGCUGAAAGAAAAUUACUGGAAGAGGCUUUUAUUUCGGGAACCAUUUCAUGCAUAUGUUGUACAUCUACCCUGGCAGCAGGUGUCAAUUUACCAGCGAAAAGGGUAAUAAUAUCUUCCCCUUAUGUUGGCAUGGAUUUUCUUAAACUGAGCACGUACAAACAAAUGAGUGGAAGAGCAGGAAGAACUGGAUUAACGAGUGCUGGAGAGAGUUUCUUACUAUGCGAGGAACGAGAUAUGUCAAAAGUACUUGAGUUAUUGAAUUCUUCUAUGAAUUGCUGUAAUAGUCAACUGACGAGAAAAAAUUUCGUGAAUUUAACGAUGGGAGCAAUUGGAUUGAAAAUCGCCACAACCCUAUGUGAUUUAGAAAAACUAUAUAGCUGUACGUUGAAUGUCAUUCAAAAUGAAUCUAACGAUAUAAAACAAACAGUUAUUCAAUCAGUGAAUGAUUUGGAUGACUCUGAAGCCAUAAUUAAAAAAGAAAAUGACAAAUUUUGCUUAACUUCGAUGGCAAAAGCUGCACAAGCUGCUAAUUUGGAUAUCAAUGAAGCAAAGCAAAUCUAUAAAGACUUAUUUGAAGCUGUCGAUAGUGGUCUAUUACUUUCGAAUAAUUUGCAUUUGUUCUAUUUGAUAACUCCGUACACGGCCAUAGAAGAUGUUAGACUUGCCAGAGAUGUGUACAUUUCAGUGUGAAUUAAAUCCUAUUCAAAAAAAAGUAGCGGGUCGUAUUGGAAUCACGGAAGUUUGUUUGAUUCAAUAUGAACGUGAUGGAAAAGUGAAGGCGAUUUCAGAAAACGUGU